AAGCAGCAUUCUGCUGAAUCUUCUGAUGUUCUGUACAAAUUGUAAAUGAAGCAGAAAUAAGCGUCUGCGGAGGGCUGGGCAGGAGGCACUGAGCUACUUCAUGGGAAAAAGAGAUAGCCAAAAAUGCAGAACUGCGCGAAGUGCCCCCCGGAACUGGACGUACGUGCGGGAAGGCACUCGGUGAGGGGCGUGCUGAGCGUGUCCGCGCUACCCAGGCCGGGGUACGGACCGCCCCAGGUCUGCAGCUUAGCGGGAGGGGCGCGCGGGACGGGGCAAGAAGGAACUUCGCUGCGGCCCGGGAAGGUGGCACUGAGUCACGGCGCGCUGGGAGGACGAGUUGCCGGACUGGCCACUCCUCCCGUGCAUCGCGCUUGGAUCUCACCCCUUCCUCCCCAGUGCAUGCACUCGUACGUGUACGGUCACAAACAAAAAGGGCUUUUCAGAGGAAGCGCGCGGCUCCCAAACGGUUCAUCGCCGCGGCGGGGGUUUGUCUGGAAGAAGUGAGGAGGGAACGAGUUCUGCACAGCCCGCAGCGCAGUUGUCUGGCUGCAGGGCCGGUGGACGGCCGCCUGCCUCCUUCGGGGCUUGAGCCAUUCAUCCGCCUGUGCUAUGUAGGGGACGGGAAAGCCUGCAGCCAGAAACACCGCGCCGGAUAUAAAACAAACUCUGUGUACUAGAAAGACUACCCAGUGAAUGCAGACAACGUGUUGAGAUUAAGAUGAAAUGAAGACAGUAUUUUGUCCCAGGCAGGAUCUCCUCUCCACCACGUUUCCACCCCCUACAUUACUGUUACACUGCUCCCUGCAAAUAGCUUGGAAUGGAAAUGGCAGUGGGCUCCUCCUUUGAAGGAAAAAGGAAGGCCGACUCUUCAAACAAUGGAAAAGUCAGCUUCAUUUAGCAGCCCUGGCAUCAUUAAAGGGAGACAUAGUGGAGCUUAAUAAACGUCUGCAACAUACAGAAAGAGAACGUGACCUGCUGGAAAAGAAAUUGGCAAAAGCACAGUGUGAGCAAUCCCACCUAAUGAGAGAGCACGAAGAUGUGCAGGAGCGAACAACACUACGCUAUGAGGAGCGAAUCACUGAGCUGCACAGUAUCAUUGCUGAAUUAAAUAAGAAGAUUGAUCGGCUACAGGGAACAACAAUAAGGGAAGAAGAUGAGUAUUCAGAGCUGCAGUCAGAGCUCAGCCAAAGCCAGCAUGAGGUUAAUGAAGACACACGCAGCAUGGACCAGAAUUCUGUUUCAGUACCGGAGAAUCAAUCCACCAUGGUCUCUGCAGACAUGGAUAACUGUAGUGACUUGAAUUCAGAACUGCAGAGAGUGCUGACAGGUCUGGAAAAUGUUGUCUGCGAAAGGAAGAAGAGCAGUUGCAGUUUAUCGGUGGCGGAAGUGGACAGACAUAUUGAACAGCUUACGACUGCCAGUGAACACUGUGAUUUAGCCAUUAAGACAGUAGAAGAGAUUGAGGGCGUCCUAGGACGUGACCUUUAUCCAAAUCUGUCUGAAGAGAGAUCUCGAUGGGAAAAGGAACUUGCUGGCCUGCGGGAAGAAAAUGAGAGCCUCACUGCCAUGCUCUGUAGCAAAGAGGAGGAGCUGAAUAGGACCAAGGCCACUAUGAAUGCUGUUCGUGAAGAAAGGGACAGACUGCGUAGAAGGGUUCGAGAACUGCAAACUCGUUUGCAAAGUGUGCAGGCAACAGGUCCAUCCAGCCCAAGUCGUCUCACUUCUGCAAAUCGACCCAUUAACCCCAGCACAGGAGAGCUGAGCACAAGCAGUAGUAGCAAUGACAUUCCUAUAGCCAAGAUUGCUGAAAGAGUGAAAUUAUCAAAGACAAGAUCAGAGUCUUCAUCGUCUGACAGACCUGUCUUAGGAUCGGAAAUCAGCAGCAUAGGGGUGUCUAGUACUGUGGCUGAACAUUUGGCACAUUCCCUUCAAGACUGCUCAAACAUCCAGGAAAUCUUCCAGACUCUUUAUUCACAUGGAUCUGCUAUCUCUGAAAGUAAAAUCCGAGAGUUUGAAGUGGAAACAGAGAGAUUAAAUAGCCGUAUUGAGCACCUGAAAUCCCAGAAUGACUUGUUGACAAUAACGCUAGAAGAGUGCAAGAGCAAUGCUGAGAGGAUGAGCAUGCUUGUUGGGAAGUAUGAGUCCAAUGCCACAGCCCUCCGGCUUGCAUUGCAGUACAGUGAACAGUGCAUAGAAGCGUAUGAGCUGCUGUUGGCAUUGGCAGAAAGUGAGCAGAGUCUCAUUCUUGGGCAAUUCAGAGCUGCAGGAAUUGGUUCUGUUGUAGGUGACCAGACAGGUGAUGAAAACAUCACCCAAAUGCUUAAGAGAGCUCAUGACUGCAGGAAGACAGCUGAGAACGCAGCAAAAGCCUUGCUGAUGAAACUGGAUGGGAGCUGCGGGGGAGCCUAUGCAGUCACUGGCUGUAGUGUGCAGCCCUGGGAAAGCCUCUCGUCCAACAGCCACACAAGUACUACAAGCUCAACUGCAAGCAGCUGUGAUACAGAGUUUACAAAGGAGGAUGAGCAGCGAUUGAAGGAUUACAUUCAGCAGUUGAAAAAUGACAGAGCAGCAGUGAAACUAACAAUGCUGGAGCUGGAGAGUAUUCACAUUGAUCCCCUUAGUUACGAUGUUAAACCUCGUGGAGACAGCCAGAGGCUAGACCUAGAAAAUGCAGUAUUGAUGCAGGAACUUAUGGCAAUGAAGGAGGAGAUGGCAGAACUCAAAGCACAACUUUACCUACUGGAAAAAGAGAAGAAAGCAUUGGAAUUGAAACUGAGCACUCGAGAGGCCCAGGAGCAGGCUUAUCUUGUCCAUAUUGAGCACUUGAAGUCUGAAGUGGAAGAGCAAAAAGAGCAAAGAAUGAGAUCUCUCAGCUCAACCAGCAGUGGAAGCAAAGAUAAACUUGGAAAGGAAUGCAGCGAUGGCACCGCAACACCGUUAACACUAGCAGAGCUGAGACCAUACAACGAAAGUGAACUGACAGCUGAACUUACAAACGCACUCAGGCGAGAGAAGAAGCUGAAAGCUAGAGUGCAGGAGCUGGUGAGUGCUUUGGAGAGACUUACAAAAAGCAGUGAAAUCAGACAUCAGCAGUCUGCAGAAUUUGUUAAUGACCUGAAAAGGGCAAACAGCAACUUGGUAGCAGCGUAUGAAAAAGCAAAGAAAAAGCAUCAAAAUAAGCUGAAGAAACUGGAAUCGCAAAUGAUGGCCAUGGUGGAGAGACAUGAAACACAAGUCAGGAUGCUCAAACAAAGAAUAGCUUUACUAGAAGAAGAGAACUCUAGACCACACGCAAAUGAAACUUCACUUUAAAUACAUCUCUUUCAAAGAUCUUAGUGCUAUCACAAAUUUCUUUAUUUUGGAGGCUGGCUUUUCGGUUGCUUCAUUGCUGAGGUCUGACUUACCAACACAGGCACAGUUCAGCACCAUCUCUCAGAUCUCAGCUGUCCAGCCAGGAGUUAUGGGGAUAAUCUAAACAUUAGCUAAGGACCAUUUAAUAAUGUAAAAUGGCAGUGCCUGAAUAAUCAUGCUAUAAUUAUGUGCAUUGUCUGUGUCAUUAUGUCUAUACUCACAGUUUCUCUUCCAUUUUAUGUCCUAUGGAUGACAGUAUCACACAGGAAAAUACUUCAUGUUGAUAGGUUUUAAUUUGGGCAGGUUGGAGGUAAUCUGAGUUUUUUUGAUUCCUGAGUCCCUCUGCACACAGCUGUACUCAGGACACAUUUAGAUGGUUAAGCCAUCUAAACAGAUGGCUGCAGUUCAGGAAGCGGAUAGGCUUAUUUGCUUUGUGCUCCACAGUAGCAGUACUGUUAAAGUGCAGAUAAGGUAGGAAAGCUGCUUCUGAUCUGGGGAUGGAAUUAAACAGUUUUUAAAAUACUCGAGUUGCAUCUCCUCAGGGGAUGGUUUAUUUCCUAUGAGUCUGUAAGAGGGCUAAAGGCUGUAAGUUUUACCAUGCCAGCUAACUAGUCUGCGCCGAGGUUGGUUCAGACAUUACAAGCCAUCUCCAGGUAUUUACAUUGCAUGGUGUUUGUUUGCAGCUAUUUUGUGAAAGUUGAGCUUUCUUAGAGUCAGGACAUUAUAGCCAAGAUCUUCUGUAAGAGGCUAGGCCAUCUUUGUCACCUGUAGAGAUUGUAGUGCAUCUUUCUUCUGUCAUGAGGUAGAAUGGCAUCUUUUAAUACUUUUAACCAAAAAAGGUACUUAGUAGAAAUGUACCUUUUAAAAUUGAAUACAUAUACACCAAACUAUGAAUGUGUAGGUGUAUGGAUAUACAGCUCCAAACAGAAUGUGAAUGAGGUCUUCAUACAGCUUCAUAGGUUAACUUUUGUUACUUCUACUGUUUUUUUUUUUUUUUUUUUUUUUUUAAGCCACAUCAUGUUAGUGCAUUAUCAUGUGAAUUGAGAGAUGUUGGCCUACUGUGUUAAGAGGAGCAUGGGGAUCGGGUUGAUUUCUCAACAGAGCAAAGAUGGGAGACUGCCCUAGUUCCCAUUUCAGAUGGAUUUUGUCUUUUUCUUGACUUAGUACAUAAAACAAUUUCCAUGUUUACAUUUGAUUUUGUUUGGCAAAAUAUUAGCAUUGUAAGCCUGUUGCUGUUACUCUUGUACUUUGCAUUUUUCAAGUUCAGUUCUCUCCAGUGAAUCAGACUUCAGGAACUGUCCAUCAUUGUUGCCUUACAUGUUGAGUUGCACCUCAAGUUUUAUUAUAUGUAGAAUUACAAUAACUUCUCUCAUUUAGUCCUACAAUUUCUAGUUCAAACAAAAUAUUUUUAGAGGAUUGGUUUUAUCUAGUAGUGUCUUAGGCUUACAGGUGUGAGAAUUUGUGUUCAGAAUAUGGCAUUGUUGUUAAGUGUUGAUUUCAACUGAAUCUGGAGCAGUUUGUGUUCAUGACACCUCUGAUUUCAUUACUGACAUCUCUGUUUUACUUAUUGACAUGUAUAGCUGAGAAACUCCUAAAGCAUGCUGAAGGUAAUUUCUAUUCUAUUCUGUUGUAGCUGCCAUCUUCUUCCUUUCUUAGAGUAGUAAUUAUUUCAUACUUCUCCAGGGUGUGAUAGAUCAGCAACAAAGCCAGCACCCUAAGUGGUUGAUUGCAGGAGCACAUUAAAACAAUGCUGAUUUCAAAACUGAGUUGUAGGUGGUGAUGCCCUGGGGUUGGCUUAGAUCAGUCCUCUUCGUCAAGCUACUUGUAAUUCUGAAUUUAUAAUGCAAAUGGAUAUUUUUGAAACCAGACUAUUGAGGAAUUAAAUAUUGUUGCUGUUUUUGCUACAUGUCCCAGUUUUCCUUGGUCCGCAAGUUUCCUGUCAACAGCACUUCUAGUUUUUGCCAUGUUUCAGUGGUAGCUGACCACACUUACAUCUGAAGAAAUAAAAAGUACACAGCUGAUCAUUUCCUGUGGCAUUUACAGUUUUGUCAUCUUGGAUCUAGAACACACAUCUAGUGUAAGGUCAUCUCAAAUUGUCAGAGUGAAACAAACCUUUCUCUUAAUUAGACAAUACUCUUGCAUGGGCUUACCUUGUGCCCCAUUUUUCUGUUCCAUGGUAGCUGAAGAAGCCAUUAAGUUCAUGUAAUACAAUAAAGCUUAAGGCAUUUGAACCUGUCUUUACAUGAAAGAUGUACAUUCAGAAGCACAGAAAGUUGCAGUAUUCCUCACCAUCUUCUUAAGGCCUAAUAAUUUGCUGAUUCUGCACAAACUGAAUGUUGUUUUACUACGUUUGCUGUGCAUCUUCCCUACCAACAGUGCUCUAAAAGUGUUCUAGAAUAAAUUAUAAGUCAUUAACUAUAAGUAAGCCACUUCCCUUUUCUUCCCAUAGGACUCUUUGCUGGAACAGCAAGAUUGCCCUAGCAGCAGCUGUAAUUUGCCAAAACAAAAGUUACUUUGCCUAAGCCAUCAGCUACUGGGGAAACUGAUAUCACAGCAGUUAGUUGUAGCUCUGAUUAAAAUGGCACCAAUCCUGUGACUAAAUACCAAGAAUCAAGUUCCCUUUAUGUAAGUGAACUACUAGCACAACAGUGUAUGGACAAGUAUGUAUUAACCACUGACACAAAUCACCUUGAGUGAUCUAACACUUACUUUACCUAACACUUGUUGUAGAAGUAAUAUAUUUACAAAGGAAGAAAAAUAGUUUCUCCUGGCAAGAACCACAUAUGUUGUUCAUUCAUUAAUCAAUCUUAGUGUGUCUUAUUUUCUAAAUUGCUGGAGUGCAUGAAACUUUGUAUUUCUGUGUAUUUGGAAAAAUACUUUUUUUUUCUAACUAAGCAUAUAAAUCUUCACCAGCUUGAAUGUACUAUUAGCGAUUGCAAAGCACAUAUGACUAAAAUUGCAUUAAUGUCAGUAUUGUUCUGCUGUUUUUAUUAGGAGUUUCUCAUUUAAAACCUCAUUUAAUAUUGUACCAUACAUUGUAAUUUUAGAAUCUUUUUGCCUUGCUGAGUUAGCUUUGAAUGUGUUGCUGCUUUUUAGUCUCCUAGCCCCUGUAAAAUAGCUAUUUUGUGUUUAUUUGAUAUAGAAUUGUAAAAACUGCAUUUAUUUAUACAGAGACAUUUAUAAUACUUAUUUUACAAAUGUUCUUAUAUUCUGAAUAAAUUUCUAAUGCUGUUUCUUUU
Numida meleagris (helmeted guineafowl) is the source of this 6590-nucleotide messenger RNA. It is a transcript of the gene MCC, whose product is annotated as mutated in colorectal cancers. The record is from RefSeq and is a predicted model, not a curated record. The coding region runs from base 1021 to 3312 and encodes 763 amino acids. Gene Ontology annotation, molecular function: calcium ion binding. Gene Ontology annotation, biological process: negative regulation of canonical Wnt signaling pathway. Gene Ontology annotation, cellular component: cytoplasm. The transcript is spliced from 18 exons. NCBI's taxonomy places the organism in Eukaryota, Metazoa, Chordata, Aves, Galliformes, Numididae.